Drosophila mojavensis is the source of this 977-nucleotide messenger RNA. RefSeq names its product thioredoxin-2 (gene Trx2). Gene Ontology annotation, molecular function: protein-disulfide reductase activity. The record is from RefSeq and is a predicted model, not a curated record. NCBI's taxonomy places the organism in Eukaryota, Metazoa, Arthropoda, Insecta, Diptera, Drosophilidae. The coding region runs from base 161 to 481 and encodes 106 amino acids. The transcript has 3 exons.
GGCAUCGCAUUUGCUAGUUUAAAUCCCCACGAGUUGGCUGCGUGUUCUCCGAGUGCGGUUCUAUUUGAUAAUUGAGAAAACUUCAGACAGCUUUACCGGUUGUUCUUACGCCUAACCUAACCAUCAAACUACAGCAACAGCAACAGCAACUAUUUACAAAAUGGUGUACACAGUUACAGACACAAACGACUUCAAGACACAGCUGACGAAUGCGGGCGAUAAGCUGGUCGUUGUAGACUUCUUUGCCACCUGGUGUGGACCCUGCAAGAUGAUUGCGCCCAAGCUGGAGGAGCUGGCGCAGCAGUUUUCCGAAAAGAUUGUUGUGAUCAAGGUUGAUGUCGAUGAGUGCGAAGACAUUGCCAUGGAAUACAACGUAUCCAGCAUGCCCACGUUCCUGUUCAUCAAGAACUCCGUCAAGGUGGAGGAGUUCGCUGGCGCCAAUGCCACCCGAUUGACCGAGACCAUUCAGAGGCUCAUCUAAGAGCAAUUGCAAUAGAAGUUAAACCUCAAUGCCUCUUCUUAAAAUUCUUUAUUUUUUGUUUCUUUGUAAUAAGGGAUUGUCGUCGACAAUUCGCUAAGUUCUCUUAAUACCAUUUAGUUAAUUAUGUAUUCCAUAAGUUUGCUAUGUUUGCGACACAGACACACGCAUACACAUACACAUACUCACACACAGUUAAUCGAACUAAUUCUAGCACUUUGAUUGGCUCAGAUUAAAUGUUUUCAAUUAUAUUUCACAUAUAAUGUUUUGGCGUGUCCAACACCCUGCAGCGCAGCAUCAACAAACAAUUCAAAAUACAAAAGUGGCUUUAAAUGUAACAUAAAAGAAAGAGAAAACAAAAAUUGUAAAAAUUAUUUGCUUUAAUUAACUAAACUAAAUAAGACGAGUUCGUUUUUGUACCGCAAUUGCAUUGUAAAACAUUUCACAAGAAACAGCAAACAGAAAAAGCAAAAUAAAUCAAUUUUAAAACAUAAAAGAA